AUGGAGGGAGAUCAGCCCCACCUGAGCUCAGACCCGACCACCCCGUACCUGAGGAAGGCUCCCACCCCUCCCGGCCAUGAGGACGCCGACACCGCCGUGAUCGCAGUGGUGAUCACGCUGGUGUUCCUCACCCUGCUGACCGUGCUGGUGCUGCAGCCAGGACAGCAGAGAGCUGGAGCCCUGAACCCUGGGAUCCCCAGAACCCCAGGAACCCCAAAACCCCGGGAGCCCCCAGGCCAGCGCGGGGGGCAGGAGCCACGCCCAGCCCCGUGUGCAGAGGGAGGGUCCCUCACCCCAGAGCGAGCAGUGGCAUGUGGCAGGUGUGACCCCCACCUGUGCCAGGUCACCAUGGAGCCGUGCCCGGGGCAGCCCCAGGAGGCCCUGCUGACGGUCAACGAGCAGGUUAUUGUCAUGUCCAGCCACGAGACCAUCAGGGUGCUGGAAGUGGGGGUGGAUGGGGACCCCAAAACGGCCGGAGAGGGAGCGGGGGUGUCCCCGGCACAGGGGGGCCCCCCAGGUGUGGAGGACGCUCCCGCCAGCACCCCGAGCUCGACCGGCGGGGAGGCGGCAGGUAAAGCCAAGCCAGCGUCGCCCACCCCGGUGGCCUCGAGCCCCGCCCCGAGCCAGCCCGGAGUGACGCACCUGGCCGUGCAGGCCACCCCACAGGUGUUGGCUCAGGAAAGCUUAGCCACAGGUGUGACAGGAGUAAUGGUUCCGGCAGGGACAGUUACUCAACCUCUUCUUAUCCCCAUCAGUAUUGCAGGUCAGGUGACAGGCCAGCAGGCGCUGGCCCUGGUGACAAUUCCCACAGCAACGCUCGCCGCGCUCCCGGGACUGACGCCGGCGGCACCUGCGGGGGCGAUUUUCAAACCGCCCGUAGCCAAUCUGACAGCCGCCGCCGUGCUCAGCCCCGCCGUCCCGGCCGUCCCGGCGGUCCCGGCGCCGCGGCCGCCCCCGGCGCAGCCCCCGCUGCUGCCCCAGCCCCCCCCGGCGCCCACCCCCCCAAAGGAGCCCCCGAUGUCCGUCCAGCCCCAGAUCGCCGGACUGGCCUUUAACCCCGGCAUACUCACGGCGGCUCUGGGGGCGCAGCCGCAGGUCCUGGGGUCCCUCAGUGCCCCCCCCGUGAUCGCCACCCCCCUCCCCAGCGUCCAGGGGAUCCCGGGGCAGCUCCUGAGCGCCACCCAGGGCCAGGUGAUCGGGACCCUGCCGUGGGUCGUGGCCCCCCCCGGGGUGGCCGCGGCCGCCCCCGCGCCGGCCCCGCCCAGCCUGCAGGUGACAGCGGUGACACCGCAGCUGCUGCUGAACGCGCAGGGCCAGGUGAUCGCCACGCUGGGGGCCACGCUGGCCACGGGGGCCACGCUGGCCACCGCCCCCCCCGCGCCCGCCCCCAGCAAGAAAAACGGGACAGCUGAGCCCCCCAUCAAGAGCGAGGUCCAGCCCAUCCAGCCGGCCCCGGCGGGGGUGGGGCCGAGCCCCCCGGCCGUGCCCAAGGUGUCGGUGCCGCCAUCGCCAGUGCCCGUCCCGUGCUCCGAGACCCCCACCGUGAGCCAGCUGGUGGCCAAGCCCCCCGCCCCGCCCAGCGUGGAGGAGGACGGGAUCAACCUGGAGGAGAUCCGGGAAUUCGCCAAGAACUUCAAACUGCGGCGCCUCUCGCUGGGGCUGACCCAGACCCAGGUGGGGCAGGCCCUGACGGCCACCGAGGGCCCCGCCUACAGCCAGUCUGCCAUCUGCAGGUUCGAGAAGCUGGACAUCACGCUGAGUGUCCCCUGUGUCCCCUCUGAGUGUCCCCCUGUCCCCUGUGUCCCCAGGUUCGAGAAGCUGGACAUCACGCCCAAGAGCGCGCAGAAGCUGAAGCCGGUGCUGGAGAAGUGGCUGCGGGAGGCGGAGCAGCGGCAGCGCGAGGGGCAGCAGCACCUGCUGGAGUUCGUGGGGGGCGAGCCGGGCAAGAAGCGCAAGCGGCGAACCUCCUUCACCCCGCAGGCGCUGGAGGCGCUCAAUGCGCACUUCGAGCGCAACGCGCUGCCCACGGGCGCGGAGAUAACGCGCAUCGCGCAGGAGCUGCGCUACGAGCGCGAGGUGGUGCGGGUCUGGUUCUGCAACCGCCGCCAGACCCUCAAGAACACCAGCAAGCUGAACGUGUUCCACGUGCCCUGAGGGCCGCGCCCGGCCCGGCUCUGCCCCGCCGCCGCCGCCGCCGCCGGGACCGGGGUCUGCCCCCGGCAGCGCCCGGUGCGCCGAGCUGGGAGCGCCGGGAGCGCCCUCGGCCCCGCCCGGGCUCCUGCCAGCAGCACUUUGGGCACUCGUUCUGUCCUUCUGCCACCUGGUUCCACCACCACACCUGACCUGUGUCACCUGGUUCCACCACCACACCUGUCCUGCGUCACCUGGUUCCACCACCACAAGUGUCCCUAUGUCCACCACACCUGUCCUGUGUCACCUGUUCCACCACCACACCUGUCCUGCGUCACCUGGUUCCACCACCAUAAGUGUCCCUCUGACACCUGGUUCCACCACCACAAGUGUCCCUAUGUCCACCACACCUGACUUAAGUCACCUGUUCCACCAGCACACCUGUACCCUUGUCCACCAUGCCGCCUGGACCCGUGUCCAGCACACCUGUGCCCACCAUACCCAUACCUGUGUCCACCACACCUUUACCUGUGUCCACACACCUGUACCUGUGUCCACCAUGCCUGAAUCUGUGUCCAUCCCCACUCUGCCCCCUCAGCAACUCCCACAUGCCCUAAACUGGGAGCACUGGGAGCCCCCUGUGUCCCCCCCAGCCUCCUGCCAGCAGCCUUUUGGGCACUGGUUCUGUCCCUCUGCACCUGGUUCCAACCACCACACCUGUGCCCGUGGCCAGCACACCUGUCCCUCUGCCACCAGCCCAGACCUGUGUCCACCACACCUGUACCCAUGUCCACCAUGCCUAUACCUGUGUCCACAGCCCAGAUCUGUGUCUGACAUUCAACGUCUUCCACGCGGUCUGAACUGGGAGCACUGGGAACAUCCCAGUUCCCAUUCCCUGGCUGUUUGCCAUCAGCCCUUCAGCCACUGAUUUUGUCCCUUUGGCCACUGGUUUUGUCCCUUUGGCCACCCCUGUGUCCCUCCAGCCCUGUGCCCACCCCGCUGCGCCCUCAGUGCCCUGAACUGGGAGCACUGGGAAUCCCUCUGUGUGUCCCACCAGUCACAGCCCCCGACCUCCAGCCAUCAGCACUUUGGCCACUGGAUUUGUCCCUUGGGCUGCAGAUUUGUCCCUUUGGCCACAGAUUUGUUCCUCUGCCCCCCUGUCUGUACCUGUACCUACCUGUGCCUGUGUGUGCCCCCCGGUCCCUCCUCUCACACACGACCAGAGUGUCGAUAUCACACCUCCCCCACCUGUGACACACGUGGUGACAGACCCCCCCCAAGUGUCACCCACCCACCCAAAAUCAGCGAUUUCCAUUUUCCUGGGUUUUGUCCUUUUUCCUGUGUUUCUGAGGCGAUGUUACGGCUCACCGGGGGUGACCCCAAAUUUAUGUCACCCCCACGCUGUGGGUCCCCCACCUCGUGAGGGGCUUAGGGGGGUGAUCCCCCACCUUGGGGACGUCCCGUGGAUGGAUGUCGGGGACAUCUCCCCCGGGUUUGGGGGGCGUGAACCCCAAAGCAGAGGCAGCUCCUCCUCCCCAGCUCCCCCUGCCCUGAGCCCGGGGGGCUCCAGCCCCCCCGGGGGCGAUUGGGGGGGACACGGGGGCGCCCGCUGGGGCCGCGACAGACUGAUGCACUUGAUGUAGUGGUGUGAAAUAAACAGUAUUUUUCUUUUUU
Molecule: messenger RNA, 3804 nt
Organism: Serinus canaria (Common canary)
Lineage: Eukaryota; Metazoa; Chordata; Aves; Passeriformes; Fringillidae
Gene: POU6F1
Product: POU class 6 homeobox 1
Biological process (GO): regulation of transcription by RNA polymerase II
Molecular function (GO): DNA-binding transcription factor activity, RNA polymerase II-specific; RNA polymerase II cis-regulatory region sequence-specific DNA binding
Source: RefSeq, a predicted model, not a curated record